AUGAGUGCUGCUGCUGGAACUACAAGAUCUUCAGUUGUUGCCAGCCGAUCAAAACAAGGUUGGCUUCAAAAUUAUUUACUGAUCUGGGUCGAUGGCAAUAUCGACGAAAAGAACGAAGAUUGUGCAAAUACACUGACCAAACUGCGCAGUAUCGUCAGAGAGAUCAAUCUCUGUACGACGCCUGCGCAGUGCAUCAAAUUUCUUAAUGAUAUGGAUAACAAGAAAGCUUUCGUUAUCUCGUCUGGAGCAUUAGGACAGCAGCUCGUUCCAGAAAUUCAUGACUUGCCACAAGUGGACGCAAUUUACAUCUUUUGUGGCAAUAAAACAAGACAUGAAGUAUGGGCCAAAGACUGGACAAAGAUUGAAGGUGUUUUCACCUCAAUCGAGCCCAUUCUCAAAUCAUUGAAAAAGGUCGCC
Molecule: messenger RNA, 417 nt
Organism: Rotaria sp. Silwood1
Lineage: Eukaryota; Metazoa; Rotifera; Eurotatoria; Philodinida; Philodinidae
Source: the annotation of a GenBank genome assembly